Molecule: messenger RNA, 3252 nt
Organism: Nycticebus coucang (slow loris)
Lineage: Eukaryota; Metazoa; Chordata; Mammalia; Primates; Lorisidae
Gene: HOXA9
Product: homeobox A9
Exons: 2
Coding region: 1313-2125 (270 amino acids)
Biological process (GO): proximal/distal pattern formation; DNA-templated transcription; regulation of transcription by RNA polymerase II
Cellular component (GO): nucleus
Molecular function (GO): RNA polymerase II cis-regulatory region sequence-specific DNA binding; DNA-binding transcription factor activity, RNA polymerase II-specific
Source: RefSeq, a predicted model, not a curated record
ACUUGAGCUGCAGCCGCCUUACUUUGGGCCUUCUACCUUUCUAAUGAGUCGCCUUGGACUGUGGGUAACUCAGGCAGGGGCCAGAGUAAUGGCCGGAAAGGGAGGAAGGAAGGAACCCUGAAAGGCUCACAGGGCCCCAGUACAGUCCACACUAGCGGAGGCCUUCCAGCCUUUGGACCCGAGGUGUCUCUUAGGCGGAGUUUUCUUUUGCCAAGCCUAACAUCCAUUGAUGCCACUGGCUUUUUAUUCUCCACCCCCCCCCCAACUUGGGUUUGGCGAGCGGAAUGAAGCUUGUAUAGCUCAGCUUAGGGCCUGCCAUGUACGCGCAGGGUCCAGGCCAGGAGCUCAACAUACCGAACCACCAACCCUCAAACCCUUUGCCUGGCUGCUUCUUCCCUAAAGGAACAAUGGCAAACUGGGGGUGGGGGUGGCUGCCAUACUCCCUACUCCAGGCGUGAGGGCGUGGGGGUCCCGCUGGCGGCACCUCGCGGCGGCCGGUCUUUGCCCCGCGAGCUCUGCCAAGGACAGCGGCGACUCUGCUCCGGACAGAUUCUGCGUUGAAUUUGACUUUUCGCGGCUGGCCUGGGCUAAACUCGCCUCUCCCGAGGACCCGCAGGAAUUAUUUACAGGGAGCUCGCCAACCAAACACAACCGUCUAAUUUAACCUUUCCAAGUCCUCGUAAAUUUUUACAGCUGGGAGCCACGGCAAAGCCAAACGAAUCUAUCGGGUGUUCGCGACUUCCCACCAGCUUGUGUGGCUUCUGAAACAAUAACUCCUUAUGAAAUAUCAUAAAUAUAGAUUUAAAUACAGUAGAGCGAGAAUGCGAUUUGGCUGUUUUUUUAUGGCUUCAAUUAUUGUCUAAUUUUAUGUGAGGGGCUCGGCAGGCCGCGCUCGCACGCCGGGCCCGCGCCUUCCCGGCGGCGUGAUUAAUUGUGAUAUAAAAUAGUCCCCUUCAGAAGGGGGGGAGGCAGAGCACAGAGGCAAGGCCAGAUUUGAUCUUUUAAUCUUCGUUGGCCACAAUUAAAACAAACCCGAUCGUGGAGUGGCGCGAUCCCUUUGCAUAAAAACAUAUGGCUUUUGCUAUAAAAAUUAUGACUGCAAAACACCGGGCCAUUAAUAGCGUGCGGAGUGAUUUACGCGUUAUUGUUCGCUGCGAGGGCACGUGACGCGCGCGGCCAAUGGGGGCGCGCGCGCCGGCAACUUAUUAGGUGACUGUACUCCCCCCCCUGGUGCCACCAAGUUGUUACAUGAAAUCUGCAGUUUCAUAAUUUCCGUGGGUCGGGCCGGGGCAGCCAGGCGCUGGGCACAGCAAUGGCCACCACUGGGGCCCUGGGCAACUACUACGUGGACUCGUUCCUGCUGGGCGCCGACGCCACGGACGAGCUGAGUGCCGGCCGCUACGCACCCGGGACCCUGGGGCAGCCCCCCAGGCCAGCGGCCGCGCUGGCCGAGCACCCCGACUUCAGCCCCUGCAGCUUCCAGUCCAAGGCGGCGGUGUUCGGGCCCUCGUGGAACCCAGUGCACGCGGCAGGCGCCAACGCUGUGCCCGCGGCCGUGUAUCACCACCACCACCCCUACGUGCACCCCCAGGCGCCCGUGGCGACGGCAGCGCCAGACGGCAGGUACAUGCGUUCCUGGCUGGAGCCCACGCCCGGUGCGCUCUCCUUCGCGGGCUUGCCCUCCAGCCGGCCUUACGGCAUUAAACCUGAACCGCUGUCGGCCAGAAGGGGUGACUGUCCCACGCUUGACACUCACACUUUGUCCCUGACUGACUAUGCUUGUGGUUCUCCUCCAGUUGAUAGAGAAAAACAACCCAGCGAAGGCGCCUUCUCCGAAAACAAUGCUGAGAAUGAGAGCAGCGGAGACAAGCCCCCCAUCGAUCCCAAUAACCCGGCAGCCAACUGGCUUCACGCUCGCUCCACACGGAAGAAGCGCUGCCCCUAUACAAAACACCAGACGCUGGAACUGGAAAAAGAGUUUCUGUUCAACAUGUACCUCACCAGGGACCGCAGGUACGAAGUGGCCCGGCUGCUCAACCUCACGGAGAGGCAGGUCAAGAUCUGGUUCCAGAAUCGCAGGAUGAAAAUGAAGAAAAUCAACAAGGAUCGAGCAAAAGACGAGUGAUGCCAUUCAGGUUUAUUUAGAACAGAGAGCGAGGUAGAGAGAAAGAGAACUGCCCGUUCACUUCUCUCUUCUCUCACCCCUACCCCAGUCUCUAUCAUCCCGGCACAAAGCGGCUCUCGGCUUUAAACCCCAGGCCACAUCUCUCCCCAGACAAGCGAUGCUCAGGCUGGGUGGAGGAGGUAUUGUAAGCUUUCCAUUUUCUUAAAGACAGAAAAAAAAAAAAAGAAAGAAAGAAAAGAAAAGUAGGGGGCAUUAGUGCUCAUAGUUGUGUGUGCUAGCUUGUAUAUAUUUUUUAAAAAAUCUACCUGUUCCUGACUUAAAACAAAAGGAAAAAAACUACCUUUUUGUAAUGCACAAUGUUGACAGUGGGUUGUAUAGUUUUUAGUCUGUGUAGUUAAUUUAAUUUGCUCUUUGUGUGGCAGAUUGCUCUGCCAAGAUACUUGAAUACUGUGUUUUAUUGUGGUAAUUAUGUUUUGUGACUCAAACUUCUGUGGGUGAUGCACCCGUUGUGAUUGUAGAAGCUAGAAUUGAAUUCGAACUCAGGUUGUUUAUGAAAGGGAAACAGUUGCAUAGAGUAUAGCUCUGUAGUGGAAUACUUCUGUAUAACUAGGCUGUUAACCUAUGAUUGUAACUAGCUGUAAGGAUUUCCCAGUGAAAUAAAAAAGACUUUUUAAAAACUAUUCUCGGGGAUGCAUAGAUUCAUGGUUUUCUUCACUUUUGAAAUGUGGGCAUUUUAGUCUCUACAUGAUGUCUUGUCCAUUGUAUAUACAAUCUAUGUUUAUAAGUACAUAAUCAGAUAAGCUUGAAUACUGUUUUUGCACCAGACAGUGAAGAAAUUUGGAGCUAUACAUAUUUGCAGAAGGUUACUACCUAUGGUUUAUGCAUAAUUUUAAUUGGGGAAAUGAAUGCUAUUGUAACGGAGUUAAUGUUAUUGCUAAUAAAUUAAACACUAUGAAACCGCCAUUGGGCUACUGUAGAUUUGUAUCCUUGAUGAAUCUGGGGUUUCCAUUGGGCUGAGCAUACACUGUAUAUUUUACAAUAGUUACCUCAAGGCCUACUGACCAAAUUGUUGUGUUGAGAUGAUAUUUAACUUUUUGCCAAAUAAAAGUAUAUUGAUUCUUUUCUAA